Aspergillus bombycis is the source of this 867-nucleotide messenger RNA. RefSeq names its product class I SAM-dependent methyltransferase. NCBI's taxonomy places the organism in Eukaryota, Fungi, Ascomycota, Eurotiomycetes, Eurotiales, Aspergillaceae. Bases 1 to 867 code for a protein of 288 amino acids. The transcript has 3 exons. The record is from RefSeq and is a predicted model, not a curated record. Gene Ontology annotation, molecular function: methyltransferase activity.
AUGACUUCCCAAACGGCGGUUUUCACCGGGACGGAAGGAAGUUAUCUUUUGCCUCACCAUGUCACCGAGGCGGAUCGCCUCCAACGUCAGCAUCGCCAUUUUACAGACGCCUCGAAUCAUGCCUAUUUUGGGUUCCCUCUGCCACCGUCAACAGGGCGCCCAUUGCGUAUCCUCGAUAGUGGGUGUGCGGACGGGGUCUGGUUGCACGAUAUGGCGAAGCGGUACCCGGAACAUUCCUGGGACCUGCACGGCGUGGAUAUCGCGUCCCAUUUAUUCAACGACAGCGUAGAUAUUGACUUUCGCUACCACGACAUACGACAGCCUUUCCCGUCGGACUGGCAAUGGGAAGGCUCUUUUGACAUUAUUCAUCAGAGGUUGCUAGUAUGGGCCUUGAAAAAGGACGAGUGGCCUCAAGUUGUACGAAAUUUGCAAUCAUUAUUGAAGCCCGGUGGUACUAUCCAAUUCGUCGAGUGUCAAUGGCUGCGCCCAGAGUACUGGGAUACCCACCCACAACAACGUCUACUGGCGUCAGUACAGAUAUGGGCGACAGAGGGAAACGGCAUGGACAUCCAUCUCGCUGAUAAGCUAGAGCCGCUGCUGGAGGAGCUCGGAUUCAAAGAUGUGACGACGGUCCGAUACCCUCUACCAUAUGGUGCUAAGGUUGAAGACCCUGCCAACCGCGAUAAGUCGGCCGAGCUGUGGGUGGAGAGCUUCCGCCAUUUGGCGAGACUGAUGGGCGACGAGGGGAUUCCAGGCGUCGCAAAGACUCCAGAGGAAUAUUUUGCUUUUUUGGACCGGCUGGUGGUGGAGAUGAAAGAAAAGGGCUACGUACCGGAGCUGCGCAUGGUGUCUGGUCGGAAGGCGUAG